GUACUGGAAGCCAUGAAAGAAGAAGCCGAUGCAUACAUUGUAGCAUAUUCUGUAACGGACAGAGCCAGUUUUGAGAAAGCUGUCGACAUCUUAUUCAGUCUCCGUGAGAGAGGCAUCACCAACAGUAAAGCUGUCAUCUUGGUCGCAAAUAAAUCAGAUUUAGCCAGAACCAGAGAAAUAGCUAUUGAGGAGGGAAAAUCCAUUGCUUGCUCUUACGAGUGCAAAUUCAUCGAAACUUCAGCUGCCAUCAACCACAAUGUGGAUGAGCUCCUCGUGGGACUUGUAAGUCAAAUUCGUCUGAAGAAUCGCCAGAAAGAUGAACCCCAUCGCGUAAGUAAGCCUUCAUCACCUUCCAGCUCCCCGUUGAGGAAAGGAGGCGGCAGUGUCAAAGGGACUUUGAGAUCCAGUCUCAGAACCAAAGGCCUCAUCAAUAGAUUGUUAGGAAAAGGAGUAAGAUCGAAAUCCUGCGAUAAUCUUCAUGUCCUGUGAAAUGGAAAGGCAUGGUAUUUUUUUUUUUCAUCUGUUUUCCCAUGAAGUUCUGUGAAA
Stegodyphus dumicola is the source of this 546-nucleotide messenger RNA. RefSeq lists its product as uncharacterized. The record is from RefSeq and is a predicted model, not a curated record. NCBI's taxonomy places the organism in Eukaryota, Metazoa, Arthropoda, Arachnida, Araneae, Eresidae. Gene Ontology annotation, molecular function: GTP binding; calcium channel regulator activity; GTPase activity. Gene Ontology annotation, cellular component: plasma membrane.